AUGAUGCCAUCCGCUCGAACACCACCUACCUCUGAUCAGUACUCAUCUCUUCAUGAGGUGCCUUCCCCCCCGCCUCAGAUUCAAGUUCCCGUAGCAGGCCCCGGUUUAAAUGCCUCUAUCGAUGAAAUGCACCGUGUUCAUGAUAUCGAACACGAAUCACAAGACAGGACCAAUCCCACUAAUAAUACGCACGAACGCCGGCAUAUUCAACCUAUAUCUCAUAGCGACAAUGCAGGUGUUUCCGAUCCCUGGAGUCCUAGUUACCAACGAAACCCAAAUCGAUUCUCCCUCGGGGCGAGUUCUGGAAAGCUUACCGUGGCUACAUCAUAUGUCAGCGGAAACAGCGAACCCUCACACCCGCGGGGCCCAUUAUAUGCACACCAUCGACAUCGCUCCGCUUCACCCGAUGCACCCGUUCGUAUUCGACGCAAAGCUCCUGGACUCUCCAAUUUCUUUCGCAAGCUAAAUGGGGAGCGUGUACGUGAGCGCGGUCACAAAGUACCCGGAUUUUGGCAAAGCCUGAAGGCUAUCAUGUUGUGUAGCUGGUUGAACAUUUUACUAGUGUUCCUUCCUUUUUCAUGGAUCGCAGCUCUAGCCAAGUGGGAAGAGGUUUAUACCUUUAUUCUGUCAUUCAUUGCGAUUAUUCCACUCGAAAACUUAUCCGAGUACGGUGGAGAACAAUUGGCGCUCUACUGCGGGGAAAGUAUCGGUGACCUCAUUGUGAUUACGCUUCACAACACCGUCGAAGCCGUACUCGCUAUCGUUCUUUUAGUCAAGUGUGAACUCAAGCUGCUUCAAUCAACAGUGAUCGGUGUGGUUUUGCUUCACUGUCUACUCGUCCCUGGAGUCGCGUUCUUGACGGACGGAACCAAAUUAUGGGCUCAGCAGCUCAAGCCACGAAUAACCGAGCUCAAUCAAAGUUUGCUGACAAUUGGAGUCUUAUCCCUUGUCGUGCCGACUGCCUUCUUCUCUGCCCUCCCAUACGAACAUCCCGAACAAUACGCCCCUCAAUUUAUCAACGAAACGCGCAUAGCGACCCGUCCAGGCUCGGCACCAACGCGCAGAGAUCUAUUGUCCACCAACCUGCUUGAUUUGAACAAGCGCGUGCUGUUCACACCUCCUACGCACAACGCUUCUAUUUACGCCAUUCAAGUUGCAUCGACCGUUGACGCGGUGUCAGACUUGACUCGGGACUGGUUGUUACGGCUAUCAAGAGGUAUCUCUAUUAUACUUCUUCUCGUUUACGUUGGCUCAAGAAUUUAUCUCCAUAAUCCACCCGGUGAACACAUUGUUGUCGAAACUGUUCAUACUACGGCCGAAGAUGACCAUGUUGAGAAAGGCCAUGCAGUUGUCUAUAGUGAACUCACGCCUCGCGACCCUUUCAAUCCCAUGCAUACAUUCAAACGACCGUUCAGGAAGCCACAUUCAAAGGAAGAUAUGGAAGAGGAUCGUGAGCGGUUAAUUUCACAGGUCGAGCACGAGCAUGGCGCUUCAGAGUUUAUUGAUGAAGGAAGUAACAAACACCAACAUCCUCCCGAAGUAAAUCCUUGGGUCGCAAUACUGUUAUUAAUAAUCAUAAUUGGGCUAUUGAGCAUUACUGCUGAAUGGUGGUUCGGAUUAAUAUUACUUCCCCUAAUUUCUUUUGCUGGGGACGGACUCAAUACACUCAUGUUCUUUAUCCGUUCAAACCUCAUGAAGAUGGACGUCCGUUGGCCGAAUGACCUUGCGAAGGCAAAAUCCAUUGAUCUCAGUGUUCAGUUCACUCUUUUUUGGAUCCCAGUGCUAAUUUUGGUUGCAUGGGCACUGGAAAAACCACUCACGCUACUCUUUGACCAUUUCGAAAUCGUAGUCGUAGUCGGAGCCUCGUUCCUCGUCAAUUCGAUCACCCAAGACGGACGGACGAACUGGUCUGAAGGCCUGAUUAUGGUCGGAUUUUACGUUAUCAUUGCAUUGGCAGCGUGGUACUAUCCAGGCCAUGCUGAGGCCCAUUUCUUGCUUCAAUGCAAGUCGAUGCAAGAGUUAUUAUCGAACCCGCCAUUCUGA
This is a messenger RNA of Rhizoctonia solani, 2043 nucleotides long. Its product is annotated as Sodium/calcium exchanger protein. Gene Ontology annotation, molecular function: calcium:proton antiporter activity. The transcript has 10 exons. The coding region runs from base 1 to 2043 and encodes 680 amino acids. Gene Ontology annotation, cellular component: fungal-type vacuole membrane. Gene Ontology annotation, biological process: calcium ion transmembrane transport; intracellular calcium ion homeostasis. Lineage: Eukaryota; Fungi; Basidiomycota; Agaricomycetes; Cantharellales; Ceratobasidiaceae. The record is from RefSeq and is a predicted model, not a curated record.